Messenger RNA from Pichia kudriavzevii, 456 nucleotides. RefSeq lists its product as uncharacterized. The coding region runs from base 1 to 456 and encodes 151 amino acids. Gene Ontology annotation, cellular component: cytoplasm; nucleus. Gene Ontology annotation, biological process: phosphorelay signal transduction system; phosphorylation. Lineage: Eukaryota; Fungi; Ascomycota; Pichiomycetes; Pichiales; Pichiaceae. Gene Ontology annotation, molecular function: protein histidine kinase binding; histidine phosphotransfer kinase activity. The transcript has a single exon. The record is from RefSeq and is a predicted model, not a curated record.
AUGUCUGUCACACAAGAGACAUUAGAGAAUUCCAAGCUUAUAAACUGGACGAUAUUCCAAGAGAUAUUGCUGAUGGACGAGGACGAGGAAGGGUUUGCAUUUUCAUUGAUUGAGACGUUUGUUGAGCAAGCCAAGGACACUUUUACAAAAAUUGAGGAGUUAUUAGGCGACAACAAUGGGGACACAGAGGAUAACUUGAGGCAGUUAUCACAAUUGGGGCACUAUUUAAAAGGUUCUGCUGCUGCAUUAGGCUUACAAAUGGUACAAAACGAAUGUGAAAGAAUCCAGAACUAUGGGAAAAAGGAGAGUGUUGCAUAUGAGGACGAUCCUCUAGUUGCCAACGCCAAUACUCCACAGGACUGGCUCAGAUGUUGCAGUUCUGCCUUUCAACAGGCCAAGAUAUACUUUGAGGAGAGCAGACAGUUGCUCAGUGGAUAUUUCCGUGCUCCACUUUGA